Molecule: messenger RNA, 618 nt
Organism: Nicrophorus vespilloides
Lineage: Eukaryota; Metazoa; Arthropoda; Insecta; Coleoptera; Silphidae
Product: homeobox protein abdominal-A homolog
Exons: 2
Coding region: 24-413 (129 amino acids)
Biological process (GO): negative regulation of transcription by RNA polymerase II; anterior/posterior pattern specification
Cellular component (GO): nucleus
Molecular function (GO): DNA-binding transcription factor activity, RNA polymerase II-specific; RNA polymerase II cis-regulatory region sequence-specific DNA binding
Source: RefSeq, a predicted model, not a curated record
GCGGUAUUUUACUCUGUGUGUGUAUGUAUAUAUUUGUGGAUGUGUGUGAAUACAGUGACUUCCCUUUCCGCGAUGGGUGCAUGUCCGGGACUACUUCUUGGCCGGCGGCUCGGUUUUUACGAGGUGCAAAUGGCUUACGCAGGCGGGGCAGGCAGACCUACACGAGGUACCAGACCCUGGAGCUGGAGAAGGAAUUCCACACGAACCACUACCUGACGCGGCGGAGGCGCAUCGAGAUGGCCCAUGCCCUCUGCCUCACAGAGCGACAGAUCAAGAUUUGGUUCCAGAACCGCCGCAUGAAGCUGAAGAAGGAGAUCCAGGCCAUCAAGGAGUUGAACGAGCAGGAGAAGCAGGCCCAAGCCCAGAAGGCCGCCGCGGCCGCGUCCAUCGUAUCCCAAGUGGACCAGAACUAGUGGAAUUAGUGCGCUUAGAUGUCGGCGACGGUUGCGACCUAUCCUCUGUAAAAAAAAGGUAAGCCAGAACCGCAUCUUACCCACUAACACCUAGUAUCUAGUGUAGCGUGCGCAACAAGGACUCAACUAUCUUAUACUAUAUAUAUAUACGUAAAUAAUUAAUUUAAUGUUAGAUAAGAAUUAUGUUUUGUUAACCUAAUUUAAG